This is a messenger RNA of Funneliformis caledonium, 399 nucleotides long. The record is from the annotation of a GenBank genome assembly. Lineage: Eukaryota; Fungi; Glomeromycota; Glomeromycetes; Glomerales; Glomeraceae.
AUGUCAUCAGGGAUUCCACUCAAUGACCAAGAUCGAGAGGUUUGGUUAGAUGCUAUUAAAACGGAAAUCACAAACAUAUCUAAAUCAUCUUCAAGUAGACCAUAUUUUUUUAUAACUUGUUCCGCGUUAAAAUAUCAAUAUCGGGAAUUUCUUAGUAAAGUUACUAAUGAUGAUUUAAAAAUUUGGUUUAUAUAUUUAAAAGCAAGUAAAGAGGUAUUAAAGCAAAGGAUGUUAAAUAGACCGAAUCAUUUUAUGAAGGAAAACAUGUUGGAAUCACAAUUUGAAACUUUCGAAGAACCUAAGGAUACUGAAGAGAAAAUUAUUAUUAUUGAUGCUAACAGGGAAGAUAAUGAAAUUAAAGAAGACAUUCUUAAAAAAAUAAAAGUUCUUGAUUUAUAA